Messenger RNA from Botrytis deweyae, 1587 nucleotides. RefSeq lists its product as uncharacterized. NCBI's taxonomy places the organism in Eukaryota, Fungi, Ascomycota, Leotiomycetes, Helotiales, Sclerotiniaceae. The transcript has 4 exons. The record is from RefSeq and is a predicted model, not a curated record. Gene Ontology annotation, molecular function: heme binding; iron ion binding; monooxygenase activity. The coding region runs from base 1 to 1587 and encodes 528 amino acids.
AUGAAAGUCUUCACUGUUUUAUCUGGUCUGCUGUCUCAAGUCAACCCACUGAUAUGCGUGUAUGCCAUUGCUGUAUACACAUUCACUCUGGUUAUAUAUAGACUAUAUUUCAGUCCUUUGGCUAAAUUUCCUGGUCCAAAGUUGACAGCUGCGACUGAAUGGUAUGAAAUCUACUAUCAGCUUGUGAAAGGUGGACAGUUCUUUCGAAAACUUCCUGAAUGGCAUGAAAAAUAUGGCCCAAUUGUUCGCAUCAAUCCUACGGAGCUCCAUAUCAGUGAUCCUGAGUUCUAUGACACAAUAUAUACUACCGAUAGACGCGACAAGCUGCCUCUUCAUUCCUCUCUUCCUACCGUCCCGUUAUCUGGUCAAUCUACCCUAGAUCACUUCCUUCAUCGAAAACGACGUGCCGCGCUCAAUCCUUUUUUCUCUAAACCUAACAUUCAAAAAUUUGUUCCAUUCAUCCAAUCACGUGUCGACACUUUGGUUAAUCGUAUUAAUACCGAAUACAAAGGAACCGAUAAGAUUCUUGAUCUUGGAGAUGUUUUCUCUUGUUAUACGACAGAUGUGGUGAUGGAAUGUAGUUUUGGUACUAACUAUAAUUUUUGCGAAAAAGGAGAGUUUACCUCGGAUUUUAUGGUGGCUGUCGCCGGUAUGUUAUCUAUAGUGCACUGGACAGAGCAUUUUCCAAGUAUAGCAUGGUUGAUGAACAUGGUGCUUGCUUUACCAUACAGCGUGCUGAAGAAGGUUGUGCCGCAAAAAUCAAUGCCUGUUUUGGAGUGGCUCGAGGACCUUAGACAUGAAUUGAGAGCAGUGAUGUAUGGAACCAAGGAGAAGAACGAUGCCUCACGGCCAAACAUAUUUCACGAGAUCAUAGAAUCUAAUCUUCCUCUUGAAGAGAAAACAGAGCAGAGGCUUCAUCAAGAGGCACAAGUAGUGGUCGGUGCGGGUGUUGAAACGACAAAGUGGACGCUAGCAGUCGCAAUGUUCCAUCUCCUUGACAAACCGGACCUUCUCACCAAACUACAAGCUGAAAUACUUGAAGUCUUUCCAGAUCCCUCCUCUCCACCUUCACUAACAACCCUUGAAAAACUGCCCUAUUUAAUUGCAGUCUGUCAAGAAGCAAUUCGUCUUUCCAUGGGACCAGUUCAACACCUUCCACGGCUAGCACACAAACCUCUCCCAUAUACAGAUCCAGCGACAGGACAUACUUACACAAUUCCCGCUGGCACUCCACUAUCCUGUGCUACACCAAUCAUCCAUUACAACGAAGCACUCUUCCCAUCCUCUCAUUCUUUCAUCCCCGAAAGAUGGCUCCCAGAUCCCAUCACUGGUCUACCGCCUAAAGUCACAAUACCUUCAGGAGAAGAAAAACCACUCACAAAAUAUCUUGUCAGUUUCUCGAAAGGGAGUAGACAAUGCUUAGGAAUGAAUCUAGCUUAUGCGGAGUUAUAUAUUGCACUUGCGAGUUUUGUCCGAAGAUGCGAGUUUGAGUUGUGGGAAACGAAUCAGGAAGCGGUGGAGAUUUGGUCGGAAUAUCUCAUUAAUGUUCCUAAACCGGGGACUGGAAUUAGAGUGAAAGUUCUUUGA